Messenger RNA from Aaosphaeria arxii CBS 175.79, 498 nucleotides. Its product is annotated as thioredoxin-domain-containing protein. Bases 1 to 498 code for a protein of 165 amino acids. Lineage: Eukaryota; Fungi; Ascomycota; Dothideomycetes; Pleosporales. The transcript is spliced from 3 exons. The record is from RefSeq and is a predicted model, not a curated record.
AUGUUCGCUACAUCAACCAUCUUCCGAAGAACUCUGCUUACCACCGCCCGUUCGCCCAAAACAGCACCCACCUACUCAAACUCCACCGCAACUCUAUUCCAAUACCGUCCUAUCCUAUCCGCGGCUCCCCGUUUCUUCUCCUACACAAGCAGCAAAAUGACAUCCGAAGGUGGCGUACACAACUUGGCUGCCAAGGCCGAAUGGGACUCUGCUCUCGAGGCUAAGGACACUCUCAUCGUCCUCGACUGCUUCGCUACAUGGUGCGGACCUUGCAAGGUCAUUGCUCCUCAAGUCUUAAAGUACUCCAAGGCCUACCCCGAGGCCCGAUUCUACAAGCUCGACGUCGACGAGGUCCCAGAUGUUGCACAAGAACUCGGCAUCCGCGCCAUGCCCACCUUCCUCCUCUUCAAGAACGGUGACAAGGUCGGCGAGGUCGUCGGCGCAAACCCCAAGGCCCUCGAGGCCGCCAUCAAGUCCGGUCUUGAGCAGGCCGAGUAG